CAGGACAGUAAAAGCAACGAGAGGCAAGGCUAUAAGGGGCUAUGACAGAGUGACAGUGGGCUGUAGGUGGAAGUGCUCAUGAGCUUGAGUUGGCAUGGAUACCAUCUUAGUCUUCAGCCUAAUGAUUGCAUCCUAUGAUUCCAACAAGAACGUUCCUUUAGAAAUUCACACAGAUACCAAAGGGACCCCAUUCAUCCGAAAUCAGCCAAUAGCUACCCUGCGGUGUCUCGGCUCUGAAAGGAGAGUGACAGUCCACCUUGUAUAUUCAGAGAGAAGGCCAAAAGUCAAGUACAUUAUGAAGAACCUGCCAGUCAUUACUGAUCUUCCUAGAAACAGCACUGCUUCCCCAAGAUGUCACCUCAGAGCCACAUCUCAGUUUCAGAAUGGAUCCCUUCUAACAGCUUUUUUACCAGGGAUCUCACAAUGCACGGUCUACUCAGCGAAGGACAGAUUGGCUUCAUCAGAGACGGUGCCCAUCACUACCUCCUCCACAACUCCUACAAGUAAAGGAGAUGAAGCCACAAGCACUGGGGCUUUUCCCAUCCCUUUAACACAAGACAUAGAUGUGUCCUUAAAGAGGAGGCAGAAAUGGAGUCUUGUAGUCAAAGCUCUGAUUGCUGUUACUCUGCUGCUCAGUGGGGUGGCUAUUACAGUGUUUGUCAUCUUUGAAGUCCCAUGCCCGAGUCAAUGCCUACGAGUCAGACAGCUGUGCCAAUGCCAGUGGUUAUGGAGAAGGAAAAGGAAAGAAGAAGGCCAGAAACCUGGGACAACUGAGUCCCAGUUGGACUCUCAGCCUGAGAAGGUUAGACACGAUGUUCCUAACUCUUCAGACUCAAAGAAAACGACAGGCAUCAUUAUAAUCCACCAGACAUACUUCUGAGCUGUGCUUCACCUGACUCUGAACACAAAUGCUGUCUUAUACACCACCGUCUCCUCAUUGCGAGUCAAUACGAGAUGACGCUUGAAGCUCUCACACUCAUAUCUUCACGAGGACAUUACAAUCAACCGGUAUGCCAGGACAAGUAAAGGAAGAGCCUGGAUUGAGCAGAACUACCUUCAUGCCUCUGCAACUGACACAGCCAGUUGAAUCGCAUGCCUCUGCGAUUCACUUUGCAUAUUCAUAAAUGGGUUACCUUUGCAUCCCAGCAAAUGAAGAUAAAGUCCUUGCCUCCAAGUGUUAUGAAUGGCCUUUGCUGCUUUCUCGGAGAGACGAACACAGCCUCCCAAGGCCUGGAGCUGACAGUGCGGUGCACAUCCCAGCUCCUCUUGGCCUCCCAGCUCUCCUCAUGCUCACUGGCUGUCAUCCACCUUCCACGGGGCGCCUCCUCUCCCGGGGCUUAUGACUUAAGAUUUAGCCUCUGUCUCUACACACAGUU
Mus pahari (shrew mouse) is the source of this 1376-nucleotide messenger RNA. RefSeq names its product chromosome 14 C17orf78 homolog (gene C14H17orf78). Bases 95 to 880 code for a protein of 261 amino acids. The transcript is spliced from 6 exons. The record is from RefSeq and is a predicted model, not a curated record. NCBI's taxonomy places the organism in Eukaryota, Metazoa, Chordata, Mammalia, Rodentia, Muridae.